Molecule: messenger RNA, 1623 nt
Organism: Helicoverpa armigera (cotton bollworm)
Lineage: Eukaryota; Metazoa; Arthropoda; Insecta; Lepidoptera; Noctuidae
Exons: 5
Coding region: 65-1564 (499 amino acids)
Biological process (GO): mitotic cell cycle phase transition; regulation of cyclin-dependent protein serine/threonine kinase activity
Cellular component (GO): cytoplasm; nucleus; cyclin-dependent protein kinase holoenzyme complex
Molecular function (GO): cyclin-dependent protein serine/threonine kinase regulator activity
Source: RefSeq, a predicted model, not a curated record
UUCGUUUAGUCUCCUAACGGCUUCAAUUCUCACGCACAUUAACGGUCAUGCUGGUCGUGGCCGAAUGUAUUUAAAGAUUUACGAUUAUUGCAUUAGAUAUAGUUUUAAUAUUAUGGCGCCUACAAAACACGACGCAGAUAAGGAAAACGUACAUCGAACUAGAAUACCAUUACCGAAAGAUCCAUUGCCUGCGCUGCCGAAACGUCUGUUGGUGGAUAGCAAGGGAAAUCAAAAGCAACCCAUUGCUCCACUAAGAAGUGCAUUGAGGCCUUUGAACACACAGAGUCAACCAAAACCUGGUCCAAGUAAAGUGGUUCCUCAACAUUCAAAGCCGUCUUUUACAAUUGACGCGAAGCAUGUGACACUAAGGCAAAGAGAAGGCAACUCAGACUUUCACUACACUGUCUUCAGAGACAAGCAUGUGGUAAGAAAUCCAAGUAUCAUAAGUAUUAGCGAUGAUGAGAACGUUGAAAAAGAAAAUCCGCGUUAUUGUGUUGAGAAUAAAAAGAAAAAUAAUUUGGGUGCCGGAUUGAGUGCAGUUACUCCGCAUUUGGAAGCUAACUUGGAGUCUAAUCGUAUUAGAAAUAUUAAGAGGAGUCUUAAAAGACCACAUAGCAGGGAGCUGCAGGGUUUGUCUCCACCUCCUGCAAAACCUGGCAAAUUCGAUGAGAAUGUGAAACGCCGUUUGCAAUUCAAGGAACGUUUGGUCGACAGAUUGGAUACGCCUGAUUACUGGAAGAGAUCGUAUAUGCAAUGCUUGAACCGGGACUAUACACUCGAUGUGUUUGAUUAUCUUCUGGCUGUGGAAUGCAAGCCCUUGGAUUUGCCCCGAACUUCUAGCAUCACGAGAGCUUGUGUCAUCAAUUGGCUUAUUAAAGUUAAUGGUGCCGACGGCAAUCCAGCAAUCAUACAAGCAGCAUGUUGGUACUUGGAUUCGAUCCUGGGCACUGGCCACGUUCAGCUCAAUAAGCUACAGCUGGUAGCAGCAGCUUGCUAUUGGAUAGCUCAGAAAGUCAAUGGCCCUUACGUUUCGGCUACGAAGCUCGUCAAAUACUCGAACAACGCGUUCACGGCUCCUCAACUGUUGGCUGCUGAAAAAGCUAUUCUGAUACGAUUGAAGUUUCCCCGCCAACCAGUGGUAGCCCAAGACUACAUAACCUACCUAUCCUGGUGGUGCGACAGCCAGAACGCUGGUGAGAUCGAGGUAGCCGCCACGUUCCUCGCCACUUGUGGUAUCAUGGUGGACCGUCACCUAUGUGAUGAGUACCCAUCGGUCAUCGCUGCGGCUGCUGUCAGAAAUGCACUUCUGCUGUUGGAAAAGGCGGAUAGAAUGCAAAGACUGAAAAUGUGUACCAUAUACCAGGUAGCAGAGACGAAAGCAGCAGAUUUCCCUCUAACUUGUUCUAUCUUACGUCGAGCGGUACGAACAGUGGCUGCUCCUGUCUUCGAGUAUAAGGCUCCAUUGGAACACUUCAGUAUGGCCCCGGGUCGCAUCGCCCAGAGGGUUAUAACUGCUGCCAAUGAAUUUGCCGUGCUAGAUGCUAGGAAUACUGAAGGGCGUUAGGUUAAUAUUUUUUUUAUGUAGAAUAAAUUAUGUCUAGUAUUAAGUGGUUUGGCGUUAUA